Molecule: messenger RNA, 6847 nt
Organism: Acanthoscelides obtectus
Lineage: Eukaryota; Metazoa; Arthropoda; Insecta; Coleoptera; Chrysomelidae
Source: the annotation of a GenBank genome assembly
AGAAGAUCGUGAUAAUCAUGCAGCAGUGUUUUAAUUAUUUUUUAUUCAGUCUGUGCGCAUUAUGGAAUUGAUAAUGAUCAUCUUCUGCAUUUGGAUGGUAAUCAUAACAUCUACCGUAGUGGCGAAUCAGAAUGAAGUAUUCAUAUAUGCUAAGCAAUUCUGCAUCACAAAUGGAUCGUCUGCAAUUGCUGUAAACAGACAAAUUGAUUAUGUCGAUGCACGUUACAGCACAAAAUCUACCUACAAGCCGUCAUUACCUACUGACAGUAAUUGCAACUUUGAACCAAAUUCAGAAAACACUUGUACAAAACUUAUCAAAGAUGGAUGGAAUAUAAAAAAUUCCAUAAAUGGGCCAGUUCUACAAAGCAUCAUUACUGACAGAAGAUGGGAAGAUUUUCCGUUGUUCAAAUCCUCGGAGGCAUAUUAUGGUAAUAAGAUGUAUUUCAAUGUCUUACCCAUUACCCCACAAAAUUUCCAAAUACCGUUUUCUGUUCGAAUAAAGCAAGAUGCGCAAAUAUUUUUGUGCGAUGGUGAUCAACCUCGAGUACCUAAGGAAGCAAAUUGUUACUGGAUCAUGAUCGGCUCUAACUAUGGAAAACGUGCUGGAAUCAGAAAAUGUUCCGUAGGACAAAUCAGUGUAAGGAUGGAUAAGUACCCCGGUGCACCAUGUAAAAUAACGCAUUCGCUGAAAAAUAGCAGUUUUCAUUUAGGCGAUGUUAGUGAAUUAACUUGGAAACACUUCUCAAUUGAAAGAAGUCAAGACACCCUGCAGGUAUAUAAAAGUGAGUCACAAAAACCAUAUCUGGAAUUAAAAGAUGGAGAAUUCAAACCAAGGCACAUGUUCAUCAACAGCUAUAACCAACAAGGACUAUGGAAAAUUCAUCAAUAUCACUACUUAUCUACAUUUAACGAAGGUACGACCAGGCAUUCCAUAAAUGUUCAAAAUGGGCAACUGUGCGUCGAUAUGUUUGUGGCAAUGUGUAGAUCAUGUAGGCUAGAUAUUUCGUUUCAAAAUGAAUACGGUAUGAUGGUUUACAAUCGAGAGCUUACAUUCCAAGUUGAAACCUGGCACGAAAUAAGAAUGGUCCAAAAUUAUAUUCCUAGCUCAUUUUUGCAAAUGGUUAUCAAAGCAUCAAGCAUUAACUAUGAACCAACUGCAAAGUUCUGGGCAAUUGACGACAUAAGGGUAUGCCAAGAACCGGAAUACCGGUAUAUGGAACAUUCACAAAAUCCUUGUGAAGAAUUAAGUAUAGGAAAUGGAAGGAUAUUGAGAGUCAACAAUACUAUCUCUACGGCUGAUAUACACUGUCCUGAGGACACCUUUGGACGUAUGUGUUUACCAUGUCAUAUUUUCUAUGAUCAAGAAUACUGCCCUGAAAUGAAGUAUUGUGAAUAUGUUUCGAAUGUACAUGAGUGUCAUUGUUCAGCUGGAUAUCAUCAAAAAACAACAGAUGAAAUAUGUACACAUUGUCCAGUGGAAUACUACGGACAUAAAUGCAGAAAUCGUUGUAGCGAGGGCUGUAGUUCCACCUGCGAUAGUAUUUCUGGACAGUGCCUGUGCAAACAUCCGUUUCAAGGAGCAAGAUGUAAUGAAUUGCCACAGCCCUUUUUGAGGUAUCCUCCUAGAUCGAUAGAGGUGACGGUAGACUCAUGUUCCUUCUCUAUAGAAAACGAUGAAAUUGUCGGUGGCAAUAUAAGUAAUUCAGAUUAUCUACUUCAGUACCGGGAAAACGGCAUUUCGACUACUUGGAUGUCUGAAAGAUAUAAAUCAAGCUAUAGUCGUUUCACCAUAGCAGGAUUAAAGUCAGACACAGAAUAUUCAAUCAGAGUUUUGAUUGUCGGUCAAUCAACGCAAGCGGACACGUUAAUUGAUCAGAGCUUAGAGAAAAUGAUACCGAAAGUCACAUGUAAAACCAAGUGUAAUUUGCUCACACCCGAUAAGAUAAAGAUUGAUCCUGGAAACACCACAGCUUCUGUAAAGCUCGAGGUUGGUACAAAUGGAUGCAACAUAGGCAGAUAUUCAUAUUUAUUUAAUAAUCAAAGGAACUGGGUUCCUGGAACCCAAUUUGAUCUGGCAUGUGAGCCAUAUACCGAUUACAAAAUUAUUUUUAUCAGUGAAGAUAAAGAUAUUGCAUCUAUACAUUUCCGCACGAAAGAAGGAGUGCCUUCUCGCGUUACCGAUUUGAAGAUAUAUGAAGGAUCAUCAGAAUACACUAGAAGCCUAAUUUGGGCUAAACCAGAGAAGAAGUACGGAGCUGUAGAAUACAUGGUGUCAUAUAGAAUGGAAAGAAGACAGUGCGGUUACUACGGAGAGUAUACAAAUGCAACGACACAAUCGACAGAAUUCAAACUAAGAAACUUGAAACCAUAUUCCCACUAUACAGGAUACGUUUGGGCAACGACAAAAGCUGGAUCUGGGCCUGUGCAGGACUUCCAAUUUGAUACAGUUCAAUUAGAGAAAUUGACCCCAAAAGAGAUGCCCAAAAUUACCAAAAUAGUGCCAGAAAAUGGUAUAGUGACUAUACAGUUUGAACAAAUUCCAUGUAAGGACGUCAAAGGGCCCAUCAUAAUGUUUAUGUCAGCAAGCUGCACUAACAAGUGGUGUACAAAAGUAGACAAUACAUCGAUGGAUAUUUUGAAUAAUCAGCAGGCGAAUUUGUCAGAGUUACAUCCGUUUUCCGAGUAUACGUUUGCUAUCAAAGCAACUCGUAAUGGAAAAGUAUUUGAAGACGCUGAUUUGAAGAAAAUUCAAACACCUGCAACAGUACCAAAAAAAAUUACAUCCCUGGAUAUAGUUUCAACAGAUGAAACUUAUAUCACUCUGCGAUGGAAGCCUCCCUAUCCACCUACAGGAAUAUUUGAAGGAUAUAAGAUACGACUGAACAACAUAAUUUACGGUGUAGACACAUGGAGGAAUUAUGAGGAAUCGAAAGUUACACCAUGUCAUUUAUGGAAGAAAUAUGACUGUAUUACGUUAAUAAACCUUCCAGAAAAAAUAGGUUACCAUAGGAUCCAGAUCCAUGGUAAAAACCAAGAUCCACCCGAAUUCGUUACGCUCUAUGAACUGGAUGUGGAAACAAAGUUAAGCGUGCCUGAUCCGCCCGGUAACCUGUCAUAUACAACAAUAAGAGACAAAAAUGAAAUGUACAUUUCUUGGCAUCAUCCAAUAAUAAUGAAUGGAAACCUAACAAAAUUCGACAUCAUCAUAAGCGGAAUGAAAGGACAACAGAUCGCUUCAGAAAAAAUUGUUGAUUGGAAGAACUACAGUAUGAGUUAUUCUUACAAAGUGCCGCUUUUAAAGCUGGAACCGUGUAACACCUUUACGUUCAACAUUAGAAGCCACAACAGAAGGUACUACAGUAGAUCCGAAACUCUGGAAUUCAAAACACCUCCACCACCGUCAUCGAUGUCAGAGGAUGACAUAGAAGUUCUUAAAACAAAUGAUACUAUCAAUAUACGCCUUUUAAAGACUACACGGGACUGGAACUCCUUAUAUGGUUUACUUAGUAAUCCUGGUGUUGAAAAAGAUCUUGACAUUUUCGAAAGAAAGUUAAGAUUAGGUGACAAAAAGCUUGCUGAUCCCGAGUUGGUCAUCCAGUUAGAAAACAUUUCCAAAACAUCAAAAAUUAGAUCAAACCAUGUACUAAGAGUGCGACCAAAUCAAGAUUAUCUGGUUAUAUUCUUUUUGGUGUCGAAGUGUAACGAUAUGGUGACCGUUAAGCGUCUGAGUAAACAUGUUUUGACUCAAAGUUCGUCAGCUUCUGGAUUAUGGGCGUUCUUACUUCUUCUUUUGGUCCCUGUUGUGGCGUACGUGUAUUUGAAAAAACUGCAUCCUAAGCUAUCAACAGUAUGGAAGUCGAGAGAUAGCUCGAUGAGUACAACAGAACAGUUGCCACUGAAACCUACUGCAGUGAUAGAAAAAGACAUCACCACAAUUAUUCGUACCAGCAAGAAGCAAGUAUCAAAUACAACUGCUGAUCAUUCUAAAAGAGUUAGGUUGGAGGAAUUCCAACAGUACGUGCGCAGUGCUAUUGCUGAUGGAACCCUAGAAAAACAAAUUGAACUGUUUCCUAAAGGACUCUUAAAACCACAUGGCUAUGGGUUAGCAGCUCCAAAUAAGAGCAAAAACCGGUACAAAAAUGUUAUAGCAUAUGAUCACACUAGAGUGAAGUUGAAGAAACUAGAGGACGACGAAUACUCUGAUUACAUAAAUGCAAAUUAUAUCCAUGGAUAUAAAAUGCCCAGAGUAUAUAUUGCAACACAAGGACCGAAAGCAUGCACUUUAAAUGACUUCUGGCGAAUGAUAUGGCAAGAAACUGUUAAAUAUAUCAUAAUGCUGGCGAAUUUGAAUGAAGAUGGAAAGAAAAAAGUGGAAAAAUAUUGGCCUGAUAUAAACAAGACUACUGUGUAUGGUGAAAUCUCGGUAGAGUUUAUAUCAAACAAAACAUUUGCAAAUUAUGAAAAAAGAGAGUUCAAUAUUAUGUUGAAAGAUGAGAAACGAGCGAUAACUCAACUGCAUUUUAUAUCAUGGCCCGACCAUGGAAUCCCUUUAUAUCCACAAUCAUUAGUACCAUUUUUGGAAACAGUAUUGAAAAUUUCGAAUAAUCCCAGAUCACCAAUUGUUGUACACUGCAGUGCAGGAGUAGGGCGUACAGGUACAAUAAUCUUGAGCGAUAUUUGCCUUAGAAUGGCAGCAUCUGAAGGAGCUAUAGACUUUUUGUCACACCUAGAGCAAUUACGAAACCAGAGGCCCAACCUAGUGGACAAUGAUGAACAAUAUAAAUUAGCACAUCUAGUGGUAAUGGAGUGCAUAUUUGGUAUGCGUACCAGUAUACCGUGUGAUGCGGAUAUGGACAAGGUCAUCAAGGAAUUAUUAGAGAGUGACGGGGUUGAAAGGCAGAUGCGCUACAUAGACGAAGUGGAGUGGCAAGACAGGGCCAUGGAAAAUAAUUCGGAAGAGAUGAAUACUCCCGUAUGCGAUGAGAAGAAUAGGUUUCCAGAUAUUGUACCAGUGAACAACCGUGUCUAUCUAACAUGCCAUCCUCCAUCUGAUCAAAAGUCUUCAUACAUAAACGCAGUUCAAGUAGAUGGUUUCAGAAGCCCAGGAAGGUUUUUGGUAACACAACUGCCGUUGCCUAAUACUGUAAAGGACUUCUGGAGACUGGUUUGUGAGAGGGAAACUAGAGUCAUAAUCAUGAUUGGGACAGUUGAUCCCAGUGAUAAGACCAUCUGUCAGUUCUGGCCAUCACAAAAUUCAAAAAUAAGUCCAGUCGACUUCAUCCAUAUAACCUGCAUAGCAAGAACGUCUUCAGAAAAAUCUGAACAAAUAAAGAUGAAAAUUCAUGACAGUUCGAGAAAGAUCGAGUUCAAUGUGAAUAUGCUGGUGUUUAACGAAUGGAAAAAUCAAAACGCCGUGCCUGCGAACGUGGAAGAUCUUCUUUCAUUUUUACUAGCAGCGGAAAAUCUCUCUAGAAAUAUGCAGAAUGUUAUCGUCACUUGCUAUGACGGUGUGAACGCAAGCGGAUUGUACAUCGCCUUAUCAUUCUUGAUAGAGAAGAUGAAAUUAGAACACGAAUGUGAUGUUUGCCAGGCUGUUAGGAAUAUAAGACACAUUCGGAGGCAAUUCAUUUCAAAACAGGUAUUCAUUGCUUGAUAUUAAACUUCUGUGAAUAUUCUACAUUGACAAUCAUCACAGAUGAAUAAUUAGUUUGGAGCAGUUCCUUAUAUCAGUUGUUCUCAUGUCAAUACAUGCCGUUCAGGUAUUAUCUAACUGACAAAUAUUUAUUAUGAAUAAACGGUAUCACUUUUGAUUCGGCAAGUACUUUUCCAUUUCAGGAGCAAUACGAAUUUUUACUCAAGGCAUGUCUGAGCUACAUAAAAGGAUUUGAAUUGUAUUCAAAUUUUACUUGAUGGUAAAGCGCAACAUCUGCAACGUAGUAGCAUAGCCAAAGCAGCACCACAAAAAAAUGUUAGGUUUAUUUGAGGUUGUUAUUAAAGGAGAAUAUAAUAACAUUAACAAAUAGAAUCUUAAAAGUUUAUUUUUUUAUUGUGGUUUUAAAUUGUUUUAGUCACAAUUAACUUUAGGAGUUUUGUGAACUUGCGGGUUGUUUACGUUCUAGUUUGUGACGCUGUGGUUUUUACGCAGUUUUAAAGAUUAUCCUAAUAAAAGUAAUAAAACCCGUUUUUAAAUCUACUUAACCUUACCAUCAUUGCGUCACUAAAUAAUAUGCCUUAAACUUAUUUCUUUAGUUUUCUUUGAAACUGCUUUCUCAUAUGCAAUUAGUAGGCUAUAUUAAAGCUGAACCCUCUUAAUGAAUUUGGUUAACGUGUAAGGAUUAAGAAUAUUUAUUAUUUCUUUCAUGUCCAUAAAAAUAAUAAAUCACUAACUUAAAGGCAUAAUUCCAAUUUAACAUUGAAACUUUUAAAAUUGUAGAUAACAAGAUUUUUUUCAAAUUGAUGUUUUUCAUUUUUUAAGUUUUUUCAAUUAUUUAUUAGAACUUUCGAGGCGCUUGAAUGUUAAACAUCUUUUUUGUUAACAUUUAUCGGUAAAGUUGUAUUUUUAUAUCUUGACACUUCGAAAUAGUUUAUACUCCUUUGUAUUACUUUAUAGCUACAAAUACAUACUGAUUCAUUAUACAUAGAAGAAUUUGUUGGCAUACUAUUAACCUUAAGCUUCUUUUAUGUAAUAAUAAAUGAUUAUAUAAUUGUACAGCACCAUUUCCAUUUAACGUUACUUGAGUAAUGGUCUCAAUAGUUAUUCAUUCAUAUUAUAUCUUCUUUGUUUUAUAUUACAUUUUUUUACCACAUAUGCAAAUCUGUAUCAAGUGGAUAUGAAUAAAGAAAGAAU